Molecule: messenger RNA, 637 nt
Organism: Danaus plexippus (monarch butterfly)
Lineage: Eukaryota; Metazoa; Arthropoda; Insecta; Lepidoptera; Nymphalidae
Exons: 2
Coding region: 83-571 (162 amino acids)
Source: RefSeq, a predicted model, not a curated record
GGGCCAUUCAAUAAUAAUGAACCGCAUAUAAAGGACCUCGGCCACUGCAGCUCAUCAGUUGGUAACGAGACUUGUCCCCAAAAUGAAAAACAUCAUCAUCCUCUCUGCUGUGUUGGCGGUGACUGUUGCUGCACCGACCAACGAUUACAACUCCUAUGUACCAUUAUCAAAAUCUACAUUUACAUCGAGCAGUCAGGCUGUGGACCAUGGUAGCACCCAUGUGCUGCACCCGGUGCUCCCCCUGGCUAAAUCGACCCUCACCCACAGCACCCACUCGGUCGAUCAUGGCAGUACUCACAUACUUCACGCCCCACUUAUCAUGCAUGACGUCGAAUACCAUGUCCCACUAGCGAAAACCACAGUCACGAAGAGCAACCAAGUCGUGGACCAUGGCAGUUCCGCACUCAUCCACGCUCCCAUACUUCAUACUCAUGUAGCGCACGCACCAGUCUACCUACAUUCUGAACCCAUCGUCUCCUACAGGACUCCGGAUUCAGCCAUCUCCCACCACAGCUCAACCGUCCACGAAACAGUUCCACUGGUCAACUCCUACUAUGCCUUCCACCACUAAUGUUAUCUAAGUUUAAUUUUAUUUAUUAUGAUUUAAUAUUUUUCAAUAUAUUUUUUAAAUAAUUAA